Megalobrama amblycephala (Wuchang bream) is the source of this 3431-nucleotide messenger RNA. Its product is annotated as protein NLRC3-like. The record is from RefSeq and is a predicted model, not a curated record. The transcript has 7 exons. Lineage: Eukaryota; Metazoa; Chordata; Actinopteri; Cypriniformes; Xenocyprididae. The coding region runs from base 140 to 3145 and encodes 1001 amino acids. Gene Ontology annotation, molecular function: protein binding.
AGUAAGCAACGCUAUUCCAAGGCUUAAACCUGCUGACACUGUUUAUUUAAACGGCCGCAUAUUUUGUGAAAACUCUGAAAAAAAAUCAACAUUUCAACACUCUUUUGAGAAGUAAGAGUAGAAGGACAGUGACUUUAAAAUGAGUCUCCACGUCAAGAUAGAAGAUGAGGACACUGCCUUCAGAAUGAGUUCUCCAUCUCCUGGAUCCAGCUGUGUGUCUAUGAAGAGUGAUAAAUCCAUGAAGGAUUAUCCUAAAUUCAGGGAUGGAACAGUGACCCCUGACCCCAGCAGACAGAGAUCAAAGUCUCCAGAACCCAGCGUUUUGUCUGUGAAGACUCUCAUAUUCAUGGAUUAUCCCCCUGACUUCAGUGAUGGACCAGUGACCUCUAACCUCAUGAUGGAUGACACACAAGCAACCCUGCUGGUUGAGAAUGGAGACCAAAUAGAGGAUGAUGAACUAAAGAGAGUCAAAGCUCAACACAAAUCUAGCAUGAAGAUCAAAUAUGACAGAUUAUUUGAUGGACUGAAACUCCAAGAGAAUCAAACCUUCCUGAACAGGAUCUACACACAGCUCUACAUCAUAGAGGGUGAGAGUGAAGGAGUGAAUGAAGAACAUGAGGUUUUACAGAUGGAGAAAACAGCCAGAACACAACACUCACAAGACACUCAAAUCUACUGCAAUGACAUCUUUAAAGCCUCACCUGAACCAGGAUGUGUGGACCAAAUCAAGACUGUUCUUACUAAAGGUAUUGCUGGAAUCGGAAAAACCGUCUCUGUGCAGAAGUUCAUUCUAGACUGGGCCGAGGGAAAAGCCAAUCAGGAUAUAGAUUUUAUGUUUGUGCUUUCAUUUCGAGAGCUGAACUUGAUCCGAGAUCAUCACUACAGUCUUCAAAGACUUCUGCAAGACUUUUAUCCUGAACUUCAAGAUCUGGACUCAAAGAUUUACGAGGAGUGUAAAGUUGUGUUCAUCUUUGAUGGCCUGGAUGAAAGCAGAAUGACACUGAUGUUUUCAGAUGCUCAGAAAGUUUCUGAUGUGACUGAGACUUCAUCAGUGGAUGUGUUGAUGUCAAACAUCAUGAAAGGAGAGCUGCUUCCCUCUGCUCUCAUCUGGAUCACCUCCAGACCAGCAGCAGCCAAUCAGAUCCCCUCCAAAUACAUCAACCGUCUGACAGAAAUUCAGGGAUUCAGUGAGCCUCAGAAGGAGGAAUAUUUCAGGAAGAGAAUCAGUGAUGAGCAUCAAGCCAGCAGAAUCAUCUCACACAUCAGAAGAGCAAGAAGCCUCCACAUCAUGUGCCACAUACCCGUCUUCUGCUGGAUCUCAUCCACUGUGCUUCAAAAGCUCCUGAAAGAAGAUCUGAGUGCAGAAAUCCCUCUAACUCUGACUGAAAUGUACAUCCACUUCCUGCUGAUUCAGAUCAAUAUGAGGAGUAAGAAGUAUGAAGAAAGAGAUCCAGAGAAACUCUUGCAGUCCAACAGAGAAGUGAUUGUGAAACUUGCUGAAGUGGCUUUCAAACAGCUGAUGAAGGGCAAUGUGAUGUUCUAUGAGGAUGACCUGAGAGAGAGUGGCAUAGAUGUCACUGAUGCCUCAGUGUAUUCUGGGAUUUGCACUGAGAUCUUUAAGGAGGAAUCUGUGAUUCAUCAAAGGAAAGUCUACAGCUUCAUUCAUCUGAGCGUCCAGGAGUUUCUUGCUGCUUUCUAUGUGUUUUACUACCAUGUACAUGUAACUAUGGAGGAACUGAAGAAUUUUGCUUCAGUACAUAAUUUGCUUAAAAGUGCAGUAGAUAAAGCUCUUGAGACUGAGAGUGGACAGCUGGAUCUGUUUCUGCGGUUCUUGCUGGGCAUCUCACUGGAGUCCAAUCAAAGACUCUUACAGGAUCUACUGACACACAAAGAAAACUGCUCAGAGAGCAUCAGGAGAACCACACAGUACAUUAAAGAGAAGAUCAAAGAUGGACAUGGACUCUCCACUGAAAGAUCCAUCAAUCUAUUCCUCUGUCUGCUGGAAGUGAAAGAUCAGACUCUGUCCAGAGAGAUUCAGGAGUUUGUGAAAUCGGACAAAGACUCAGAGAAGAAAGUCUCUCCUUCUCACUGCUCAACAAUUGCCUACAUACUUCAGAUGUCAGAGGAGGAGCUGGAUGAGCUGGACCUCAAGAAAUACAACACAUCAGAUGAGGGGAGAAGAAGACUGAUGCCAGCAGUCAUCAACUGCAGAAAAGCACUUUUUGCUGGCUGUAAUAUCACUGUUAAGUCCUGUGAAAUUAUAUCAUCAGCUCUACAGUCCUCAGAUUGUGUCCUGAGAGAGCUAGACCUGAGUAACAAUGACCUGCAGGAUUCAGGAGUGAAGCUGCUCUUUGAUGGACUGAAGAGUCCAAACUGUCAGCUGGAGAUACUGAGGUUAUCUGGCUGUAUGAUGACAGAGGAAGGCUGUGGUUAUGUGUCUUCAGCUCUGGAGUCAAACCCCUCACACCUGAGAGAGCUGGAUCUGAGCUACAAUCACCCAGGAGAUUCAGGAGUCCAGCUGCUCAGUGACAAACUGAAGGAUCCAAACUACAAACUGGACAUGCUCAGAUUGGAUCAUGGAGGAUAUUCCAGGAUCAUACCAGGACUGCAAAAAUAUGCCUGUGAUCUCACACUGGAUCCAAACACAGCACAUACUCGGCUCAUCCUGUCUGAAGGGAACAAAACAGCAACUCAUGUGAAAGAGCAUCAGCCGUAUCCUGAUCAUCCAGAGAGAUUUAAGAACCAUGAGCAGGUUCUGAGUAAAGAAAGUCUGACUGGACGCUGUUACUGGGAGGUUGAAUGGAGUAGAUGGGCAUAUAUAGCAGUGACAUAUAAAGGACUCAGCAGGAAAGAAGGCGGUAAUAGUCGGUUUGGUUUCAAUGAAAAGUCCUGGAAUAUUUACUGUUGUGAUAAUAUUUACUCUGUCUGGCACAAGAAUAAGAGCACAAACAUUCCUUCCCCUUCAUCCCCAUCUAAUCGAUUAGGAGUGUAUCUGGACUGGUCUGCCGGCACUCUGUCCUACUACAGCAUCUCUGACACACACACAUCCACACACUUACACACAAUCAACACCACAUUCACUGAACCCCUCUAUGCUGGAUUUACAGUUCCUUAUGGUUAUUCAGUGUCUCUGUGUCAGAUUUAAACACCUCCUGGGAGGAACCACAGAGGCACAUGAUCAGAGAUCUGAUUGUCUGUCAUUUUGCUAAUAUGAAUGAAUUUCUGAGUGCUUUAGAAUAAUUUUUUGAAGGUGUAUGUCAUUUUACGAGCUCUGUAUAGAACUGUCAUUCAUAAUGUGCAGUUUUAAUUGACUAUGUCAUGAGUAAUGCCUGUUACAUUUGAGGUAAUUAGGACAUAUUGUAUUUUAACAAAUGCAGGGGUUUUGUUUUUAUUGAAAUGGCAAAAUAAAGUUCCAUAAUUUUUAACUUUUG